Molecule: messenger RNA, 993 nt
Organism: Penicillium chermesinum
Lineage: Eukaryota; Fungi; Ascomycota; Eurotiomycetes; Eurotiales; Aspergillaceae
Exons: 3
Coding region: 1-993 (330 amino acids)
Molecular function (GO): hydrolase activity, acting on carbon-nitrogen (but not peptide) bonds, in linear amides
Source: RefSeq, a predicted model, not a curated record
AUGAGUUCCAGCAAACCUUCGCCACGACCUGUCACAGUCGCGGCCUGCCAACUUGGGCCUAUCCAUCUCGCAGAUUCCCGAGAUGACGUCUUACAGCGUAUGUUGUCGCUGCUAGACCAAUCCGCCGAGCAGGGAGCCAAGCUCGCAGUCUUCCCAGAGCUUGCUUUCACUACGUUCUUCCCCCGGUAUCUGCUAGAGGAGAAAGAGUUAGAUCAGUACUUUGACGUGGAAGAUCCCAAAAAAGGUGGUAUUGAACAGUCUCCUUCUGUAAAGCCUCUCUUCGAUUAUGCCCGGUCUCUUGGUAUCGAUGUCUAUGUGGGAUACGCCGAAAGAAGCCCCCAACAAGACGGGUCACACAUCGACUACAAUUCCUGUGUCUAUUACUCGGCACAGGCAGACCGAGUGGUCGGAAAGUACCGCAAAGUCCAUCUGCCAGGAACCGUGGAGCCGCACACUGAACCUGGUGCGUUCCAGCAACUGGAGAAACGUUAUUUUCGCCCAGGCGACCUUGGCUUUCCCGCAUUCCGAGCGCCCGGGCUGGUUGAAGGGGCAUUGAAGAAGUCAGAUGCGCGCCGUAGCCCCGCUGAGACCGCUGGGAGAGGAGAUCCGAUUGUCGGGAUGCUGAUUUGUAACGACCGACGAUGGGCCGAGGCCUGGCGCGUGUAUGCAAGUGGCCACAAGCUGGACAUGAGUGACGAAGAAGCCGAGGCCAUGGGCAACAGUUAUAUGAAUGCAUGCUUCAGUAUCAAUGUAGCCAAGACGGGCGCGGAGGAUGGCCAUCCGCUUGUGGGAGGGACGAUGAUUGUCCACCCACUAGGUCACAUCAUUAAAGAGGCCACCACCAAGGAAGAUGAGCUGGUUGUUGCCACCAUCGACCUCGCAGAUUGUCAUCGACCGAAGAAUACGGUCUUCGCCUUUGAGAAGCAUCGGCGAACAGAGCACUACCAUAAGAUCCUGCAACAGACCGGGGUUGUUGAGCCGGAACUGCUAUAG